Molecule: messenger RNA, 1101 nt
Organism: Striga asiatica
Lineage: Eukaryota; Viridiplantae; Streptophyta; Magnoliopsida; Lamiales; Orobanchaceae
Source: the annotation of a GenBank genome assembly
AUGUGCAGAAACAAAGAUGCAUGUGCUUAUGAAUUGGGAGAAUUGGAUGAAUCCCUUUUCUUGUACUUGGAUGGCCAAGAUCAGUCAAUUCAAGAUCAAAGUCAGAAUUUGGGUACCAUGAGACCACACACACUCAACAUUUUCCCUUCUGAGCCCAUGCAUGUUGAGCCGUCAUCAAAGGCAAAUGCUGGAUUCGUUUCGCCAAGUGGCUCCAACGGACAAUCUGAGCCGUCCCGUGAGGGAAACCGAAAAGGGCCGGCCUCAAGUUCAGAACAAGGGCCAAAAGCCACAGAUUCUAAGGCUUAUGUUCAGCAGCUAGAAUCUAGUAGAAUGAGGCUGACUCAGUUGGAACAAGAAAUACAAAGAGCAACAUCCCAAGGAUAUUAUCAGGGAGUAGCUGGUGAUCAAGGUGCUACUUUUGCUAUGGGAAACAUAACUUCAGAUGCUGCUUUGUUUGAGAUCGAGUAUGCCCGGUGGCUGGAGGAGCACCACCACUUGAUGGCAGAACUCCGGCGCGCGGUGCAAGCCAACCUGCCGGAAAACGAGCUUCGGAUUUUUGUGGACCGUUUGUUGGACCACUAUGAACAUGUGAUGAACCUUAAGAGCAUGAUUGCGAAAUCCGAUGUCUUCCACCUAUUUUCCGGCAUGUGGAAGACUCCGGUCGAGAGGUGCUUCAUGUGGAUGGGCGGUUUCCGGCCAUCUGAGCUUAUUAAGAUAAUCUCAAGAGAAAUCGAGCCAAUAAUCGAGCAACAAAUGGUGGGGAUUUACAACCUACAGCAAUCCACACGGGAAGCAGAAGAAGCCCUGUCUCAGGGCCUCCAAGCCCUCAAGCAAUCACUCACACAGACCAUAGUCUCAGGCUCUCUCAACAGUAUCAUCCCAUCGAACACGAAUGAUCGUAUGGCCCUAGCCCUCAACAAGCUCUCGACCCUCGAGGAUUUCGCUCAACAGGGUGAUAAUCUGAGGCAACAAACCCUACACCGAUUGAACGAAAUUCUGACGACCCGCCAGGCGGCACGGUGUUUUCUGGCUAUCGGAGAAUACUUUCACCGCCUGCAAGCCCUCAGCUCCCUCUGGCUAGCCCGCCCUCGACCAGGAUAA